Molecule: messenger RNA, 270 nt
Organism: Candida tropicalis MYA-3404
Lineage: Eukaryota; Fungi; Ascomycota; Pichiomycetes; Serinales; Debaryomycetaceae
Exons: 1
Coding region: 1-270 (89 amino acids)
Source: RefSeq, a predicted model, not a curated record
AUGGCUCAAGGUAAUUUAAAAUUGAAAUCUAAGAAGGCAGCUAGAGUGACCAAGAAACAACUCAAUCCUAAGAAAGCUGCUCCAAAGAUCAUUAAAGCCAAAAAAUCCACAGCUAAAGAAGCCCAAAAAUUUGUUAAAAUUCAUCAAUCACAAUUAACCACAUCUACUGAAAAAUUAAUUUCUCUGAGAGUUGGUCAUUUGGAAUUAUUAAAAGGUUCAAGAAGACAAGUUGAAAAGGAGAAUAAAGAAGCUAAUAAAAAUAAGAAAUAA